GUCUUAUUGAUCACGGCUCACAGCCUCAACGGUUCAACCUCUCUGUGCUGCACCGGGAGUCGGUGCACUCUUGUCGUCCUGCCCCCGCUCUUGUUCUGUCGUCGUUCGAGUUCCUCAUGACCCCUCUAUGACCACUCCAGAUGCCUUCAGGGAUGCAGAGUACUUCGCCGACGUCUCUGGCAUCCCGGACCCUGGUGACGUCGCCAUCCAUGGCCAUGACCAUGACGGCCGCGAACCCGAACCUGCCGCACCCUCCGCCCAGCAGGUCCUGAGGCAGAGCGUACGGAAGAAGGCAAAAAUCGCAUUUAUCGAUCGUUUGUUGCGCGAGCUGGAUAUUGUGUUAUACUGCGAGCUAGCGGCAUUGUAUUAUAUGGACUGCUCCCUCCUUCUCUUUGCUUUACGUGCUAUUGUACAACUCAUACUCUUUACCCCCAAAGCGCCGCCUUUCGACCCGACUAGAAACCAACCAUUUGUCGGUGCCAUCUUCAGCAGCAACUUGCUAUGCAUGCUCCUCCACUUGUUGUUUAUCCAUCCCGGUGCCGGCGAAGAAACGCGCGGUUAUCUCUACGGCGGCCUGUUCAUUGAUUUCGUGGGACAGAAGGCACCUGUGUCGCGAUUACGAUUCCUGGUUUUUGAUGCUCUUAUUCUGUUGAUACAUUUGGUCAUGAUGGGCUUGAUCAUGGAACGAGUGCGAACGAAUGGGAAUGCGCAGACGCCCAAUGAUGGCACUGCAGGUACGGCGGACGAUACAACACCUGUUCAGGAUCACGAUGCCGAAGAGAGAGGCGUCCAUAGGCAUGAGGAGAACGAUACGUUGCCAGAUCCAAUUGAGAGCACCUUGAAUGACACACCAGAGCAUACUGAACUGCUUGCUGAACCGGACGAGGAUUAUGCUGGCCAAGGCGCAAAGGAUAUUCAUCCACUGGAUACAUUCGCGUCAGGUGAAGCCGUGAUAUUGGACAUGGGGCUACUUGAUACCAUUCGUGACCAAUGGGCUUACAACCCCGCUACCCUAUCUCGGUCUACGUUUACGCCUUCCCCCGAAGCGACUUCAUUUUUACGCGAACAUCUAGGCAUCGAGGUUGGACCUGAUGGUCGCGUACUUAGAAUUCAGCGAUGACGUUGUAACUAGUACAAUACAUGUAUGCAGGUGAAAUGAAUGCAUGUCUUUUAUUUGUUGCAUACUUUCUGUAAUAAAACAUAACGCAUACUUGUACGUGUUUCAGAGACUAAGUGUGGGAUUGGCUAAGUGGAAUAGUCAUAACUGUACAUACAUAUACUCGAUCGCAAGUUUCAAUCGUCUCCAAUCAAUGGUGAAUAUGGGGUGUCCCG
This is a messenger RNA of Talaromyces proteolyticus, 1332 nucleotides long. RefSeq lists its product as uncharacterized. The coding region runs from base 128 to 1120 and encodes 330 amino acids. The transcript is spliced from 2 exons. Gene Ontology annotation, cellular component: Dsc E3 ubiquitin ligase complex. NCBI's taxonomy places the organism in Eukaryota, Fungi, Ascomycota, Eurotiomycetes, Eurotiales, Trichocomaceae. The record is from RefSeq and is a predicted model, not a curated record. Gene Ontology annotation, biological process: protein processing; SREBP signaling pathway.